Erinaceus europaeus (western European hedgehog) is the source of this 4916-nucleotide messenger RNA. It is a transcript of the gene MLH3, whose product is annotated as mutL homolog 3. The transcript has 13 exons. Bases 118 to 4461 code for a protein of 1447 amino acids. Gene Ontology annotation, biological process: mismatch repair. NCBI's taxonomy places the organism in Eukaryota, Metazoa, Chordata, Mammalia, Eulipotyphla, Erinaceidae. Gene Ontology annotation, cellular component: mismatch repair complex. The record is from RefSeq and is a predicted model, not a curated record. Gene Ontology annotation, molecular function: ATP hydrolysis activity; mismatched DNA binding; ATP-dependent DNA damage sensor activity.
AGAAGAAGGAGCGAGGAAACGAUCAAGUUCAGGGAGACCCAUAGCAUCAUCAUUAUUACCAAGGCAGCUAUUUCCUGCGACAGAAGGAACCAGCAUUGUCACUGGCUCACCACUGCCAUGAUCAAGUGCCUGUCAGCCGAAGUUCAAGCCAAAUUGCGUUCUGGUCUGGCCAUAGGCUCCUUGGCCCAGUGCGUUGAGGAGCUUGCCCUCAACAGUAUUGACGCUGAAGCCAAGUGCGUGGCCGUCAGAGUAAAUCUGGAAACCUUCCAAGUUCAGGUGAUAGACAAUGGCUGUGGGAUGAGGCGUGAGGACCUCGCCAAGGUGGGAAGUCGCUACUGCACGAGUAAAUGCAGCUCCCUAGAGGAGCUAGAGAAGCCGAGGUUUUAUGGCUUCCGCGGGGAGGCCUUGGCAAGCAUAGCUGACAUGGCCAGCGCUGUGGAAAUCUCGUCCAGGGAAAACAGGACGAUGAGAACUUUUGUGAGACUGUUCCAGAAUGGAAAAGCCCUGAAUGUCAGUGAAGCUGAGUUGACCAGACCCAGUGCCGGCACAACCGUGACCGCGUAUAAUCUUUUCUACCAGUUACCUGUAAGGAGGAAGUGCACGGACCCCAGGCUGGAGUUUGAGAAGGUUCGGCAGAGGAUAGAAGCGCUCUCACUUCUGCACCCCUCCAUCUCGUUCUCUUUGAGAAAUGACGUUUCUGGUUCCAUGGUUCUCCAACUCUCUAAAACCAAAGACACGUGUUCCCGGUUUUGUCAAAUUUAUGGACUGGCUAAGUCCCAAAAGUUAAAAGAGAUACGAUUUAAAUAUCAGGAGUUUGAGCUGGAUGGCUUUAUCAGCUCUGAAGCACACUACAAUAAGAACAUGCAGUUUUUGUUUGUGAAUAAAAGGCUGAUUUUAAGGACAAAGUUGCACAAACUCAUUGACUUUUUACUGAGGAAAGAAAGUAUUAUUUGCAAGCCAAGGAAUGGCCCUGGCAGUAGACAGAUGAAUUUGAAUCCUCGGUACCGGUCGAACCCAGAACUGCACGGCAUCUAUGUGAUCAACGUGCAUUGCCCAUUCUGCGAAUAUGACAUUUGCAUGGACCCAGCGAAAACACUCAUUGAGUUUCAGAACUGGGACACUCUCCUGGCUUGCAUCCAGGAAGGAGUGAAAAUGUUUUUGAAAAAAGAGAAAUUAUUUGUGGAAUUAUCAGGUGAGGACCUUAAAGAAUUCAGUGAGGACAAUGGCUUUAGUCUAUUAAGUGCCACACUUCAGAGGCAUGUGUUCUCAGACGAAAAAUGUGACCAGCUCAGUUUCCGGGAAGCGUGCAAUAAUAUUUCAGAUUCCUACGAACUAUUUAAUUUGCGGUCAAAAGCUGUGAAAAGGAAAGCUAGUACAGAAAACAGAAAUCCACAGGAUCCCAGGGAUUCCGAAACUGCCACAAAACAGACAAGUGAUCCGUUAUCCUACACUUACGAGUUAGAUGGCUCAAGCCAUAGUGGGGCGACAGUGUCCUCUUUAUCCAUGAAGGACAGCUCUGGCCCAGAUCUGAGGGGCUCAGAAGAAUUAAAAACAGAAGCAUCAAGACUAGUAGGCAAAAAUGAGAAACCUGACCAAUGUUGCUCGGAGCUUCAUUCAUCAGAAACUUCACGGGGGACCAGUCCAGAGAUGUUUUCCAGCCCCUCUCAGACAUGUCACCGUGGAGGAAAUGUUGAACUGCAAAGCUCGGGCACUCCGGCUAGUAGCACGGCUACCCUCAUCCUGAACAGCCAGUCACUGCAGAACCGAUUGGAGAGGUCAGAAGAGGCGACUAAAAGGGGAUACCAACUUCCAUCUUUGGAGACAAUAAGACUGAGAGCACACGCUGCUCAGAGAAAGGAGAGGGAAAGAAAGAAAGACCCACCUUCUCCUGGAGGGGGAAGGAGUUUUAGUUGUGGACACGUUAAAUUGUCUUCCACUGGAUUUAUAACUCACAGAGUACAAAAUGAGCAAGUGAAAUCAAGCGAGACAGAACAUUUAUUUAAACACUGUCUUGGCUCUGGUCCUGUGAGUGUCCGAGGAACAUUUGGAAAUAGAACAUGCCAUCCAUAUGAGGCUCCAAGCAUCAAAGAUCUAACCAGGACUUCCAGUAAGGAAUCUACCCAGCUGCUUGCCACGCACUUGCACAGACCCAGUGUCACUUACAGAGUUGAGGCCAAGCCUGUAGCAACUGACAGAGAGUCUGCUGUUUUUCAGGAAGGCAGUGAAAAAUCUCACACAGGUUGCGUAUUGCCCGACACAAUUUCUUUCCCCUGGUGUAGACGUGUUGCAACCGAUAGUAAGAAAGCAGGUAAGUUAACUGGCUCCUCGAGGCCUGUAUCCCAUAAGAAGCUAAGCUUGAGUUCACAAUUAGGAUCUUUAGAGAAGUUUAAGAGACAGUAUGGGAAAAUUGAAAAUCACCGGAGCCCAGAGGUAGAGGAAAGCAAUAACUUUGAAAUCACUGCUGAUUCCAGGAUUCCAGUGGAACCUAAUCUUUCGCUCAAAGACAAAAUCCACUUAGGGAAUGCUGACAUUGCUGGAACCACAACUCAGAAACAUGGUGAUUCCAACAGUAGUUGUCCACCGGUACGCCACAUCCUUGAUUCAGAGAAGCUUCCAUUCUCCAUGGAAGAAAACUGUUUGGAGCAACAAGUUCCUCACGUGAGAGAAAGUCCUCUAGUGCUACAGGACUUAGUACAUGUUAACAGAACCCCGUGGGAGGCUGAGAAGUCACUGGAAUCACUAGCCUCAAAAUUAUCCAGAAUGAAAGGUUCCGAAAGAGAGACUCAAGCAGUGGAGACGGUGAGUCAACUUACCGAAUGUGCACAGUCAGGAGCUAGGAGGGAAGCUGAGGACACGUGCAGCGAGUUGUCCCUGGACUCUUAUAGACCGUUUAAAAAGGAGCAUGAAGAACCCGGGGAUGGCAUCAUCCCGGCCUCAGACUCCGUCGCAUGGGAGAUUGCUGUCGCUAGAGAUGGGGAGACUCCUUCUAACAAUCACAGAACUGAGAACUCUGUGACACCAGAACUCUGUGUACUACCCUCUGAUGAUGUCCUGUUCAUCAGCGAAGACCCAGAAGCCCUUAGAGCUUCACACCAAGAGGCAGGAAGUCCUGACUCUGCUAGCAGGAUGUUGGCAAGUCACACGGCUUAUCCUGAGGGUGAGGACCCGACAGCAAAGACUCGCUCUGAAAAUGAAGAGCCAGACACCUGCUCUUUGGAUUGGCAGCGACACUUUGAUGUGGCCCUGGGAAGAAUGGUUUACAUCAACAAAGUCACUGGACUCAGCAUGUUCUCAGCACCCACCCAGGACGUUCAGGUGGCUUGUACUAAAAACCUGACAACAGUGGCCGUGGAUGUCCUCCUCGAGAAUGGAUUCCAGUAUAGGUGCCAUCCUUUUAGAAGCGACCUUGUUCUUCCUUUUCUUCCUAGAACACAGGAGGAGAGGGCUGUGGUGAUGCAGAGUGACCAAGAUGCUGUGGGUGAUGGCGCUGGUAGCCAGUCUCUCCAGUCUUUGUUCUCAGCAUGGGACAACCCAGUGUUCGCCCGCUGUCCACAGGUGGCUGUUGAUGUGAGCAGUGGGCAGGCCGAGAGCUUGGCGGUGAGAGUCCACAACAUCUUGUACCCCUACCGCUUCACCAAAGACAUGAUCCACUCAAUGCAGGUUCUCCAGCAAGUGGACAACAAGUUCAUUGCCUGUUUACUGAGCACUGAGCCCACACGGCGUGGAGAGGCAGGUGGGAACCUGCUCGUCUUGGUGGACCAACACGCAGCCCACGAGCGUGUCCGCUUGGAGCAGCUCAUCGUCGAUUCCUAUGAGCAUCAAGGGCCACAAGGCUGUGGUCGGAAAAAAUUGCUGGCUUCUACUAUAGAUCCGCCGCUGGAGAUAGCAGUGACGGAGGAACAGAGGAGACUCUUGAGGUGUUACCACAAAAACCUGGAAGACCUAGGCCUUGAGGUGACAUUUCCAGACACCAGUGACUCUCUGGUUCUUGUGGGAAAGGCUCCACUCUGCUUUGUGGAGAGAGAGGCCAGCGAGCUCCGAAGAGGAAGAUCUACUGUCACCAAGAGUAUCGUGGAGGAAUUAAUCCGAGAACAAGUGGAGUCACUGCAGGCCACCGGAGGUGUCCAGAGGACUUUGCCGCUGACGGUUCAGAGAGUGUUAGCGUCCCAGGCUUGCCGUGGGGCCAUUAAGUUCAACGACAGCCUGAGCGUGGAGGAGAGCUGCCACCUCCUGGAGUCUCUGUCCCGGUGCCAGCUGCCAUUCCAGUGUGCCCACGGGAGGCCUUCCAUGCUGCCACUCGCAGACCUCGACCACCUGGAGCAAGAAAGACAGAUGAAACCCAAUCUCUUGAAACUUUGCAAAAUGGCCCAGGCCUGGCGUCUGUUUGGAAAAGCAGAAGGACGUGAUGCCAGGCGGAACUUGAUGGCACCCGCGCCUCCCUGCCAGCCGGGGCCACCCUGAGAGCUGGUCCCGGAGCAGCCCGCCUGCUCAGGUCCCGGAUGCAGGCAGUGCCCGCCAUAGGCUGCUUUUAAAAUCAAAUCCAGGGACAGAACAGAACGAUGAAUUGUCCGAUUACCUGGGUGUUUUGUCUCCUCUCACUGCUCAGUGUCUCCCAGCAUCAGACCUGCCAGGCUGCUACUUCCGUCAGCCAUGCCCUCCGUUCCCCCCGCAGCGGGUUUUUCUCACCCAAAGCUCACUGACCAGGACUUUCUCCACACUCGGUACUAACAUUACCUGGGCUCAGCAGAGACACACACGGCUGAGCCCACGUCACAGUGUUCAAGCCCCCAGUCCACACCUGCAGGGGGGAUCUUAAUAAGCGGUAGAGCAGGCUGCAGGGGUCUCUCCCCCCCUUCCUGUCAGUUUCUGUCUCUGUCACAAAUAUAAUGACUAAAUAAAAUAUAUAUUUUCAACUA